This is a messenger RNA of Lycium ferocissimum, 1695 nucleotides long. RefSeq names its product protein phosphatase 2C 51-like. The transcript is spliced from 3 exons. The record is from RefSeq and is a predicted model, not a curated record. Bases 274 to 1470 code for a protein of 398 amino acids. Gene Ontology annotation, molecular function: cation binding; protein serine/threonine phosphatase activity. Gene Ontology annotation, biological process: protein dephosphorylation. Lineage: Eukaryota; Viridiplantae; Streptophyta; Magnoliopsida; Solanales; Solanaceae. Gene Ontology annotation, cellular component: cytosol; nucleus.
GCCACCUAUUUCCUCUUCCUUCAUCCGAACCGCCCACGUGUGCCGGUCCUCAUCCGACUCAUCAUUGCGUUUUCGUCUCGCAACUGAACCGGCCGCUUCAUCAUCAUCACGUGGCAACAAUCAAACAUCCUAUUCAUCAUUCAACGGCUAAUAUUCUUCGCGGUCCCAAUGAGUUGUUUAAUAAUCAACUCACUCCUUCCUUUAUUUUUGAACCUAAUUAUGCAAAAUAUCUCACCAUAAUCUUUGCAAUGUAUUUAUCGUCUUUACAUAAAAAUGAUCGAUAAUCUCAAAAGUAUGUCCCCGGCAACCGAAAAAGGUUGCAGAUUAGCGGCGUUAAUGGAGCCCAGUGGACUAGCAGACGUAGAUUUGAAUGAGAAGCGGCAAAAUUUAACUCGACGAAAGAGAUUAAAUGUACGUCGGUUGAACCUGUUGUGCAGUACGCCGUAUUACAAGAAGAAAAAAACAGAUAACAUUAAUACAGUAACUGAUGGUUUCGUUACUGAUAAUCAAGUUCAACUGGGGACAUCAAGUGAAGUGAUCAAAAAAGUAAGGGAGAGGUUGGUCACGUGCUGGUCACAUGGGUCGAUAUCGUUGAUAGGUCGAAGACGGGAAAUGGAAGAUGCAGUGGCAGUGAAGCUAGGGUUACUGACAAAAGGUAGUAAAAAGUAUGAUUAUUUUGGAGUUUAUGAUGGGCAUGGAGGGUCACGUGUAGCGCACGCGUGUCGUGAUUUUUUGCACCGUUUGGUUAUACAGCAAGUUAUGGAAGAAGAUAAUGAUGAUGAUGAGGAGGAGAAUAGUAUUAUUAAUUGGGAGAAAGUGAUGAAGGAGAGUUUUCGUAAGAUGGACGAAGAGGUGAGCGAGGAAGCUGGAGAAAUGGCGACGAUGGGAUCAACGGCGGUGGUAGCGGUGGUGGGACAAGAGGAAGUUAUUGUUGCAAAUUGUGGGGAUUCAAGAGCUGUUCUUUCACGUGCUGGAGUUGCAGUGCCUUUGUCUACUGAUCAUAAGCCUGACAGACCUGAUGAGCUGGAUAGAAUUGAAAAUUCAGGUGGGAAAGUCAUAAAUUGGAAUGGACAAAGGGUAUUAGGAGUUCUUGCUACUUCAAGAUCCAUAGGUGAUAUGUACCUCAAACCAUACGUGAUACCAGAUCCUGAAGUGAUGGUGAGCAAAAUAAGUGAUGCAGAUGAGUUCUUAGUACUUGCAAGUGAUGGUUUAUGGGAUGUUAUUCCAAAUGAUGUUGCGUGUGACGUUACAAGAAGAUGCUUGAAUGGUCAAAUGAGGAGGUUCUCCCAACAGAGAAAAUCCCAUAAUGUAGAUGCAAGAGAUGAGCAAUCAAGUGAAGUGGUGAAAGAAAGUCUCGCCGCACAGGCAGCUUCGUUCCUUGCAGAAUUAGCAAUUGCUCGGGGUAGUAGGGAUAACAUCAGUGUAAUUGUCAUUGAGUUGAACAGGUCUGUAUGCUCAACUAAUGAGUGAGCCAGGCUAACGAGACGGAACAACGUUUAUGUCCACCAUCUUUGCAGUAUAACGGGGUAUCCCUUUUUGUGUUCUUUUGCUAGUCUGCAGCUAUUUAUGGCAUCACUUGCGUACCUUAGCUGCCUGCGAGCUUGCACCAUUCCUUUCUCUUUGUAAGGUUUAUGGUUGUAUAGAUUGACAUUGCCAUGGUGGUCAUUCGCAUUUGAAUGAUUAUAUUGUAAGAAA